Pelagomonas calceolata is the source of this 1656-nucleotide messenger RNA. Lineage: Eukaryota; Pelagophyceae; Pelagomonadales; Pelagomonadaceae. The record is from the annotation of a GenBank genome assembly.
AAGCACUUGACGGCGUGCGGUGUCCGUAGCUGAUAGCGCUUAGAGCGCCGUGUGGGGCCAACUUAGCAGAGUGUAGAGUACUCAUUUAGCUCAAGACAGUGGUCAAGGCGAACAAAGGGUGAAGGCAGUGCAUGGGCGUUGGACACUACUGAAGGACAGGCUGUGCUGUGGGUAGCAGAGAGAAGCCGCAGGGAUGCCGCCCCGCGCGCUGGGCCUCGUCGUGGCCCUGCUGCACGCAGGCAGCGCCCUGCGGCCCGGCGGCGCGGGCCCGUGGCGGCUCGGGAGGACUGUGGCACGCGCGGCAGUCGACGAGGACGAGGCGUUCGAGAUGGCAGCGCGAGCCGCCGCGCGCGCGGCGCGGCCGCUCUCCGCUGACGACGACGACGACGAUUGGGAGUUGGAGCCACCCGCGCACGCACCAUCGCAUGAGGCGCCGAAUAGCGAAUGGCGCGACGUCCGCGCGCGGCUCUGCGCCGUAGGCCUCGCGACGACGGGCGAGAGCGACGGCGCCGCUCGCGGGCGCGCAGAAAAAUGGGCGGCCGCGCGUGUCGGGGGCUGGGCACACGCAACGCCGCGCGCCGAGGCCGGCGGCCUGCUGCUCCGCAGCUCAUUCGAGACACAGCUCCUGCGCGACGACCUGCCCUGGGCAGCGCUGGUCGGCGCGCACGGCCGGCGCCAGCGGACGCGGCGCGAGAUGGCUGCGGCGCGCGAGUUCUGCGUGCCGGCGAGGGAGGUGGCCCGAAUUUGCGGCGAGCCCCCCGCAUGCCUGAACAAACGCCGCUACCGCGACGCGCAGCGCUAUUUGCGGCACCGGUUGCGCCGCGUCGUCGCCGUCGGGUCCGCGGACCCGCGCAGACUCGAGCGCGAGGACGUCGCCUUCCUCGACGCGCACCGCCGCUGUCUGGACGCGAGGCACGAAGUCGUCUUGCUUCUGACCCACGACGACGCGCGGGGCAGCUCCGGCGUGGCGCUCGGUCGCGGCGUCGACGCGCGCCUCGAGGGCAGCCGCGAGCUCAGCGCGUCACUCUGCGCCGCGCUCGCGAAGAACGGCGACGAGGUGGGGCUCGAGUCUUUCGACCGCGCGUUCGGAAAUCGCGUGGCCGUCUUCGCGGGCCGGCGCGGCGACGCAGCUCGCGCGGGUACCGGCGGCGCCGUCGUGGUCCACGGCGUCGCCGGCCUCCCCGGCGCCCGCGAGCUCGCGCCGGGCUGCGGCGUAUUUGUUGGCGGUGCAGCGGCGGCGGCGAAGUUGGUCGCGAGCGGCGAGGCCGAGGCCGACGACUUCGCCUUCUUCGUCGGCCGCUACGAGUGGGCGCCCGGCGAACUGUCCCGCCACGUCGCCGCCGGCGUGCACGACUCCGUCGCCUGCGCGGACACCGUCACGCUCGCCGCCGCGAGGCAUGCCGAUCGCGCGCAGACGCUCUGGCACGAGCUCAUGUUCGCGCUCGGCGGGCGCCACCGCGACGUCUGCGUCGCCGAGCUCGACCGGCCGGCGGUGUCGAGCCGCUGACUCCAUCGACAACUCCAUCGACUGAACAUCGAUCGAACAUCGACCCUAUCUUAUCCCAUCGAACUAUCGGACCAACGUGCCCACGUGUCGCCUCGACGUUGUGCUCAUUGUAUCAUCCAGAUAACGUGUGUAAAUAUCCCUAAUCGUCU